Messenger RNA from Parastagonospora nodorum SN15, 516 nucleotides. RefSeq lists its product as hypothetical. The record is from RefSeq and is a predicted model, not a curated record. The transcript has a single exon. Lineage: Eukaryota; Fungi; Ascomycota; Dothideomycetes; Pleosporales; Phaeosphaeriaceae. Bases 1 to 516 code for a protein of 171 amino acids.
AUGCUGGCGGUCACGAACGAGCGCAUGCCAACCCGGAGCCAUUGGUCUUCAACAUUCAUUUCGAGGAUCGGACAUACACCAAGCGGCCUCGACUACUUGACGUUUGCGCGUUGGGAGAAUGUGAAGGACCUCCUGGAAGGAUUCGAAGGCGAGAGCGCAACCAUCAAACAGCUGUGGGAUGUACGCGAAGACAUGCCCAUCUGCAGCGGGGACUGGGACGCUCGUGUGCAUCCAGGGAUGGAGAUUGAUGUUAUUUGCUGGAAGACGGACAUGUGGGAAUACGACUCAGGUCUGAGCAGUGAUGACGAGGAAGAUGCGAAGGGUCAUGCGCAGGGUUGGGAAGACGUGCACCUCCACGGACGGCGGUGGUGGUUCGGGGCGUGGAAGAGAAAAGUUGAGCAAGAGGUGGCAAAGAGCACCUCGUCAGUCAGAGAUCCGUCGCGCGGAGAGAUAUUGCUCGGUGUGCUGGCAAUGGCAACAUUCGUGGGCAUGGUUGUGCUUGUCUGCACAGUGUGA